This is a messenger RNA of Aspergillus ochraceoroseus IBT 24754, 1055 nucleotides long. RefSeq names its product putative RAS small monomeric GTPase. NCBI's taxonomy places the organism in Eukaryota, Fungi, Ascomycota, Eurotiomycetes, Eurotiales, Aspergillaceae. Gene Ontology annotation, cellular component: plasma membrane. Gene Ontology annotation, molecular function: GTPase activity; GDP binding; GTP binding. The transcript has 5 exons. Bases 139 to 879 code for a protein of 246 amino acids. The record is from RefSeq and is a predicted model, not a curated record. Gene Ontology annotation, biological process: Ras protein signal transduction.
UUCUUAUAUAUAUAUAUACCUUGCCUUUUACACCCGCUCUUUAACACGUAGCCAACAACACCAACUGCUUUCCUUCUCGUGUUAUCCAGGACCGUCGAUCGCGUGCACAAUUCGAUCCACGCCUGUAAAUAACACGUCAUGGCAGACGCCCCAAACAAGAUUUCGAUCACCAUCUGCGGGGAUGGUGGAUGUGGGAAAUCUUCCAUUACACUCCGACUAGUUCGAAGCCAAUGGAUUCACGAAUAUGAUCCUACAAUAGAGGAUUCAUACUCCGUGACACGCGACAUCGAUGGCACACCGUAUUUCUUAUCCAUUACCGAUACUGCAGGCCAGGAGGAAUAUCGGGGACUAUGGGCGGCAUCGAACCUGAAAUCCGAUGCCUUUCUGCUCGUCUACGACAUCACCAGCGCGUCCAGCCUUGGCGCGCUGGAUUAUUUUAUGGAUAUGAUUGAUAUGGAAACCGAACUGCGGGCCGAGGACAACCUGCGACUACUGAAGGAAUUGGGCGAUAGCGCGCGGGGACUGGAGGUUGGAAUGGCGCCUCCGAUUAAGAUCGUAGCCGGUAACAAGUGCGAUCUCAAGGAUAAUCGCGUCAUCGGUGCGCGGGAAGGGUUGGAGUAUGCGCGGAAACAUGGCUCCGGGUUCAUGGAGACAAGCGCGCGGGAGAUGGUUAACAUUGAGGAGACAUUUGCUCGUAUGCCUUUCCUCGUCCUUCCGUUGGGUCUAGCUGAGUCUAAUGAGAAUGGGAUUAGUACUGGUCCGCCGGGUGGUGGAAGCACGUCAACAGCAUCAUCAAGACAACCUCGAGCUCAUCCAACCGACUCGUCACGUGGGCUUUUCUCUCAAAAAGGCGCCAACAAACCCGAUAUCAAGGAAUAACAGCGCAGCGGACCUCUCGAAGCCUGCUCCAAAUCGCCAGAGCAUAUUCCGUGGGCUGAUGGCGGGGAACCGACGGACCAAUGAGGACGAGCUGUUGGAGAAAGAAAAGGAAUCCAAGAGCCCGUCAGAUGAUGCCCCAGAUAAGAAAACCCCCAGUCGAUGGAAGCGACUGUGCU